GAACAGCCCAGUCUGAGGUGAGACAUGAAAUAGUGGAGGGCAGGAAGCUCAUUGUGGUGGACGCUCCAGGAUGGAACAGCUCUCUUUCUCUCAAAGAUAUCCCAGAAGGGGACAAGCAACGGUUUAAACUGAACCCAUCCAGGUGUCCGCCCGGACCACAGGUUUUUCUCCUUAUAAUCCCGAUAGAUUCAGCUUUCUCUGUGGCGCAGAAGAGGAUCGUGGAGGAGCACAUGAAGCUCCUGGGGGAGCGGGUGUGGAGAUACACCGUGGUGCUGUUCACCUGUGGGGAUUACCUUGGAGGGAAGACGAUAGAGCAGCACAUAGAGAGCGAGGGAGAUGCACUCAAGUGGUUAAUAGAAAGGUGCAAGAACAGGUACCACGUGAUUAAUAACAAGGAAAAAAGCAACUCAUCUCAGGUCACACUGCUGCUGCAGAAGAUAGAUGAAAUUGUCAGUGACAACAAUGGCUCCUACUAUGAGGUAGAUGAACAGACUUUGACCAUCAUUGAAAAGAAGCAACGAGAGGUGGCUGAAAGGGCGGAGAAGAGACGGAGGAGGGCUGAGGAACAAAGACAACAAAUGACAACACUCAUUCCAGAAGAGAUGAAACCUCCAACACUCAAGAUGAUUCUCUUGGGAAGCCGCAACGUUGGGAAAACCUCGGUGGUGAACACCAUCUUGGGAAUCAAAGAGCAAGAAGACGGGAAAAGGACGGCACGCUCAGUGAUCCGGCAGGGUUCUGUUGGUAAAACUGAAAUAACUCUUGUGGACACACCGGGUUGGUGGAAAGGUUUCCCUGCCUUUGACACUCCUGAGGCAAUCAAAGAGGAACUGGUGCGCAGCAUGUUUCUCUGCCCCCCUGGGCCCCACGUCUUCCUGGUGGUGAUAGAUGCAGAUGCAUCCUUCAAUGCCAAACACUUAGACGCCUUGACAACACACGUGGAGCUUCUCGGGGAAGGAGUGUGGAGACACUCUAUAGUAGUUUUCACCAGAGGAGACUGGCUGGGAUCACGAUCCAUAGAGGAGUACAUCGAAGGGGAGGGAGAGGCCUUACAGUCUCUGGUUGAACAAUGUGGAAACAGAUAUCACGUCAUUGAUAACAAGAAUACUGACAGUGGUACUCAAAUCACAGAGCUGCUGGAGAAAAUCACUGCGACUGUCGUGGGAAAUAGUUGGGGCCAUUUUGUCCCUGAUGAGCAGAAAUUUAAGACUAUUGAAGACAGAAGAAGAAGAGUGGAGGAAAGAGCAAGACUCAGGGAAAGUCAAGUCAUGGCCAAAAGAAAAACCUUCAGAGGUCCCAGACACCAGUUACAGGAGCUGAGGAUAGUGAUGAUUGGUCAGAAGACGUCUGGAAAGACUGCAACAGGAAAUACCCUCCUGCAUAAAGAAGUGUUUCCCACCUGUCAGACUGAAAACUGUCAAGUGGAUCAAGGGGAAGUUGCUGGCAGGAGGAUCACAGUGAUCGACACCCCGGGCUGGUGGGGUGAGUCCUCCCGCUGCACUGAAGACACUGACAAAGAAAUUGCCAGAGGUCUUUCACUGAGCCCAUUAGGGGUUCAUGCUGUUCUGCUGGUCAUUCCCUUGGACCUGGCCUUCAGCAAGGUUCAGAAGAUCGCUCUGGAGGAACACAUGAACCUUUUCGAUGCCAGUGUCUGGAAACACACAAUGGUCCUGUUUACAUAUGGAGACAAGCUGGCAGAUAAAUCUGUAGAGGAGCACAUUGAGAGGGAGCCUGGUGCUCUAUACUGGUUGGUAGACAAGUGUGAGAACAAGUACCAUGUCAUGAACAAUAUGAAGAAAGCUAAUAUGAGUCAGGUCACCGAGCUGUUUGAGAAGAUAGAGGAAAUGGUGGCAGGGAACAAUGGCCGACUCUUCUGCCCCAACAUGAGGGACGUCCACCUGAGAAUUGACGAUAAGUUCAAGAGGAGGCAGGUCAAACACGUGCUGAGGCAACGACUGGAGAAGGAGUACAGGAGGAGAGAGCUGGAGCUGAUGCUGGGCUUCAAGGAAAAACUGCUUGAGCUGCAAGCUGAGAUCAGGGGAAGUGAGACCAGCACUAAACCCAAGUCACUGAUUGGUGACACAAACAAAUUAAAAAUCCGGGGUAUUGGUCAGAGGAAGACGGAUGGAAAGGAGAAGGAGGAAAUCAUAGAUGCGAAAAUCAGCCAGGAAAUUGAAAACCUGGAUAAAAGCAUACUGAGAUCCACAGUUGAGCUUCGGAGCAGCAUGGUCGGGUUGUUUCCUGACUUGAGAGGAGAAAGUCCAGCACCGUCUGUUGCUGAGUCUUUACCAGGCAAGAGGAACUCCAACAGCAACUUUGACAAAGUCCUGGGUUGGCUGUCGACACUCCAGAUCAGCACAGAUGUAGAGAACAACCUGACCCUCAACUUUUCUCAGACGUCAGACUAUGGAUCUGUGCUACCACAUGACGACUUGGACCUCCACGCGGAGGCUGAUAUUCUUCAAUGA
Seriola dumerili (greater amberjack) is the source of this 2468-nucleotide messenger RNA. Its product is annotated as GTPase IMAP family member 8-like. NCBI's taxonomy places the organism in Eukaryota, Metazoa, Chordata, Actinopteri, Carangiformes, Carangidae. Bases 231 to 2468 code for a protein of 745 amino acids. The transcript is spliced from 5 exons. Gene Ontology annotation, molecular function: GTP binding. The record is from RefSeq and is a predicted model, not a curated record.